Molecule: messenger RNA, 2086 nt
Organism: Thecamonas trahens ATCC 50062
Lineage: Eukaryota; Apusomonadida; Apusomonadidae
Exons: 2
Coding region: 76-2034 (652 amino acids)
Source: RefSeq, a predicted model, not a curated record
GCCACUCUUGUCUCGACUUGAAUUCGCGGACAGGACCCUUUACACACUCCAGCUCACCAGCCAAGGCCACCCACGAUGCACUCUAUUCCGCCUGCUCUUGUGGCGCUAGCCCUCGUCGCCUUGCUGCUUGUUGCCGCUGCCGCGGCAGAAAAUGCGCGCCCGUCGUCUUUGUUCGCCCAGGAUGCAGCCGCGCCCACCAGGCCCCGCUAUGUUCCCCUCACCGCAAGUCCUACCCCCAUCGGCAAGGAGACAGCCAAAAGCUCCAAACCCUCGUCCAAACCCUCGUCCAAGUCGUCCAAGUCGUCCAAGUCGUCCAAGUCGUCCAAAGACUCGAAAGCUCACCCGCCGUCAGUCCCACCGACUUCGAGCGCGUGCAUCCCCGGCGUACCUACCACUUUUGUGGCCGAACAAACAGCUCCACCCGAUUCGCGCAUUGACUCGCCCUCGACCCUCACGUACGACUCGCCAACGUUUGGCCCUGGCAGCGUUAUCACCUGCACCAACAUCCUCGGCAAGGGCAAGAAGCGCGGCGGCAUUUCGAUCGUUGUCCGCAACUCGGCCAACGUCGUCGUCGCCGACACCAAGCUCAAGGGUGAGACCCGCGGCGCGUGGUGCCGUCUCUCCGGCGACGGCUCGACCCUCCUCGUCGCCACCACUCUCCUUGGCCGCAAGCUUGGCACGACCAAGUCCAAGCCGUCCCCGCUCGAUGACGUCUGGCAUCCCCGUGUCAUCGCCAUCACCAUCUCGUCGCUCGCCGCCCGUUCUCGCUCCCGGGCCCAGACCCACACUCGCGCGGAUUGUUGCACCAUCGAUUCGUUCUUUGACAUCGACUAUGGCGACUACGGCUCCCGCUCCCGCGGUAUCGUCGGCAUGGAGGCAGGUACGGGCGCACGCGACGUCCAUUUCUUGCUCGCCCCCAUAGAUGCGUCCGACAAACGGCUGCUCUCAGCCUUUGUCGACCUUGACAAGCCCGAUGCCGCCGAGGUGCGAGAGGAAGAGUCCGGAACUAUCGCCCUUGCCAUCGACACUCUCAGCAAGACUCCACAAGUCUACGCCUUUGUUGUCACUGACGAGGAGGUGCUCAAGACCCCACCGCCCAAGACAGCUUUGCCGAUCAAGAUCGGGACCCGUGCCUUUAUUCGCCGUGGCAAGAUUAAGAAGCGGGUUGUGUCCUCCUACCGCUAUGUCGCCGUCGUCUCAACCGACCUCGAUCCCGGCUUCAACCCGGGCGGCAUCACCGUCUUUGGCCCGAGCAUCGUCACCGUCCACGGCACUGUUGAUGGUGAUGACGCAACCAAGAAGCCUGGCACGGCCGUGCUCCUCACCGUCCACGCCGACCCGUCGCUGCCCGACAUCUUCCGCGUCACCGUUCCCGUCAACUCAUUCCGCCAGCUCAAGCCGGGCACCCUUUUGAUUUCCCCCCCGAUCUCCAAGACGCGCACCGCGUCGGCUUCGCCUACCACAUCGAGAGGCAUAAUUAACGGGGGAAAUCUUGUGGUUGCCGAUGAUGCUUCGCUCACCCUCUUUUCCGUCUCGUGCCUCUCGGUCGACUGCUUCAAGUAUGAGGUGGCGUACACAACCUCGGUCCCGCUAACGCCCGCCAAGACCACCCGCACUUCGUUUGCUGUACUUCUCGGCUCUGGGAGCGCGUCGUCAUCGGCUUCAGUAUGCUCUGACCUCGAUGCAAAAAACCGCAUCGUCGUCGUUCGCGCCUCUUGCAUCGCGCCCGCGACAACGCCAGUCUUGCCGUCGCCGGUCAGCCCGGUCGCCGCCACAGGUAACGUCCAGGGUUCGGUCUCCAACGUUGAUGACAACCAAGCCAACGCCUCCAAGCCCUCUGGCCUCUCGUCGACCUCGAGUAUUGUCGCUCUCGCUUCCGCUGCCGUUGUUUUCAUCGCUUUCGCCGCUUCCGCUGCCUUUGGCUAUGCGAGGCACUCUCGGCGCGCUCGCGCCGUAGCCCGAGACCCUCCACUCGACGUCGUAUCAGCGUCAGCCUCGUCUUCAGCCCUCGACCCGUCUGAAUCAAGCGUGUAGUAGUGGCGUCCAACUGGCCGCCAACCCUUUCCUAAAACGCUACCGUGUUUUA